AGCUUUUUAGUGAACGUUGUUUAGCGCAUAAUUGUUAAACAUAAAAUCGCGUUUUUUUAAUGUUUGUUCAGAUGUUUUCUGUUUUUUUUAUUUGAGUGAACUUAAAUUGUUCGCUAAAAGUUUUGGAAAAAUGAAAAAAUAUUUUUUCUUACUAUUAUUGGCAAUUAUUUGCUUUCAGUAUAUAAACUCAAGGUGCCCCAUACCAUGUAAUAAAGAAGAACAGCAUUUAUGUGGUAGCGAUGGCAACACUUAUUUAAACGAAUGUGAGUUAAGAAAAAAAGCUUGUUCGAUAAAAAAAGCCAUUGUUGCUGUUAGAAGUGGAAAAUGUCUAAAAAAUGAUUUUAAGUGUUUAAAUCAGUGCGGAAGAAUGAUGAAGCCAGUCUGCGGUAGUGAUGGGAAAGUUUACGCUAACGAGUGCUUAAUGAUUAUGAAGAACUGCGAAAAAAACAAAACAGUAAGCACAACUUUGAAGAAUAACAUGAACAACGAUAAAGAUUUAUGCAAAGAUUGCAAAUGGUCGUGUCCACAAAAUGUUACGAUUGUUUGUGGUUCUGACAACAUGACAUACGAUAACGAAUGUGAACUAAACAAGCAUGCUUGUAAAACUAGAACGGCAAUUAUAGUUGUGCAUUAUGGGAAAUGUUUGGAUUAAUGGAAAAAAAAUUAUUUUGGCGAUUAAUUGAGUUAAACCUCAAUCGAAAUCGGUUGAAAUAAAAUGUUCUAAGAUUUAUUUAAAAAGAUUUAUGUUGCAUUUUUAUAACUAAUACUCUUGAGCAUAAAAAAUUUUAUGGAGUAAAA
Messenger RNA from Hydra vulgaris (swiftwater hydra), 798 nucleotides. The record is from RefSeq and is a predicted model, not a curated record. Lineage: Eukaryota; Metazoa; Cnidaria; Hydrozoa; Anthoathecata; Hydridae.